Molecule: messenger RNA, 1791 nt
Organism: Dama dama (fallow deer)
Lineage: Eukaryota; Metazoa; Chordata; Mammalia; Artiodactyla; Cervidae
Gene: VRK1
Product: VRK serine/threonine kinase 1
Exons: 14
Coding region: 234-1424 (396 amino acids)
Biological process (GO): peptidyl-serine phosphorylation; signal transduction
Cellular component (GO): cytoplasm; nucleus
Molecular function (GO): ATP binding; protein serine/threonine kinase activity
Source: RefSeq, a predicted model, not a curated record
GGGAAGGUCCCAUACUGCAGGGUGUGAUGGGGCCGGCGCCGCCGCGGAGUUGCUAGUCGGCGAAAGCGGCGGGAAGUUCGUACUGGGCAGAAGGCGACGUUCUGCGGCUUGGGAAAUCCUCUUAAAAGGACAAGGAGAUUGAGACACACAGACUUCAUAUUCUCUGAAGCUCGGAGACGUCUUUCACUCUGAACCAGAGAAUAAGAGGAGUGGCCAAGUGGAGCGAAGUGAAAAUGCCUCGUGUAAAAGCAGCUCAGGCUGGAAGACAGGGCCCUGCAAAGAGACGUCUUGCAGAACAUUUUGUAGCUGGGGAGAUAAUCACUGAUAUGACCAAAAAGGAAUGGAAACUGGGGUCUCCCGUUGGCCACGGCGGCUUUGGUUGUAUAUAUCUUGCUGAUAUGAAUUCUUCAAAAUCCGUGGGCAGCGAUGCACCCUGCGUUGUGAAAGUGGAACCCAGUGAUAAUGGACCUCUUUUUACUGAAUUAAAGUUCUACCAGCGAGCUGCCAAACCAGAACAAAUUCAGAAAUGGAUUCGUACCCAUAAACUGAAGUACCUGGGUGUCCCUAAGUACUGGGGGUCUGGUCUACAUGACAAAAAUGGAAAAAGUUACAGGUUUAUGAUAAUAGAUCGCUUUGGGAGUGACCUUCAGAAAAUAUAUGAAGCAAAUGCCAAAAGAUUUUCUCGGAAAACUGUCUUGCAGCUAAGCUUAAGAAUUCUGGAUAUUCUGGAAUAUAUUCAUGAGCAUGAGUAUGUACAUGGAGAUAUCAAGGCCUCAAAUCUUCUUCUCAGCUACAAGAAUCCUGACCAGGUGUACUUGGUAGACUAUGGCCUUGCUUAUCGAUACUGCCCAGAAGGCACUCAUAAAGAAUACAAAGAAGACCCCAAAAGAUGUCACGACGGCACGAUUGAAUUCACCAGCAUCGAUGCGCACAACGGUGUGGCCCCAUCAAGACGUGGUGACUUGGAAAUCCUUGGUUAUUGCAUGAUCCAGUGGCUUAGUGGCCAUCUGCCAUGGGAGGAUAAUUUGAAAGAUCCUAAUUAUGUUAGAGAUUCCAAAAUUAGAUACAGAGAAAAUAUUGCAAGUUUGAUGGACAAAUGUUUUCCUGAGAAAAACAAGCCAGAUGAAAUUGCUAAGUACAUGGAAACAGUGAAAUUACUGGAUUAUGUUGAAAAACCUCUUUAUCAAAAGCUACGAGAUAUUCUUUUGCAAGGACUGAAAGCUAUAGGAAGCAAGGAUGAUGGCAAGCUGGACCUCACUAUUGUGGAGAAUGGAAGUUUGAAAGCAAAACCAGUGGCAAAGAAGAGAAAGAAAGAAGCUGAGGAAAGUGUAGCAUGUAAUGUUGAAGAUAUGGAAUGCUCGGAUAAACAGACUGAAGAGGCUGCACAAACUCGUUCAAAAACCAGAAAGAGGGUCCAGAAGUAAAUACUGUGAACUGGCUUUUCUUUUCUUCCUUUCAUUUGGUUUUCCUCCUUUCAAUUUGACCUUUUCUUCUUUUUCUGUAUUAAGUGUUUUAUUUUCAUGUGAGUCUUAUGGAAAUGGGGGUAACAAUGAAGUACCUAUGUGUUUGAAAAGCAGACUUUUUUUUAUUAAAUAAAUACUUUAUACAAUUUAUUAAAGCCUAAUUUAUAAAAUUUAACAAUUUUAAGGUUAUACCCUUUAAGUUGUCCCAUGCAGUUUGUUUGCACUUUUUAAUUGUUGUAUGUUUUCCAGAGUAUAAAUGUCUGACAGAAGCCUUACUUUUAAGGAAAUACACAACUUAAAAUAAAGGUCUUUUUUUGCUUGAUACAAA